AUGUUACGAGUCCUCGUGAUUAUCAUCGUUCUUGUCUCUGUUUUCGCCGUUUCAGCGACAGAGAAAGGGAAGAAAGGUGCUUAUGAUGCAGCUUCAACGAACUACAAGGUGUUGUCUCCACUUGGCUCUGGCCAAGAGCGAGUUCAAUGCUUGGCGAGAGGAUCCUGUAACCAGAAGAUCCUCACUUGUCCAAAGGAAUGCCCCGAAAGGAAACCGAAGAUGAACAAGAAGGAGAAAGCUUGCUUCAUCGAUUGCAGUAGCAAAUGUGAAGUCACCUGCAAAUGGAGGAAAGCAAACUGUAACGGGUAUGGUUCUUUAUGUUACGACCCAAGAUUUGUUGGAGGAGAUGGAGUGAUGUUCUACUUCCAUGGAAACAAAGAUGGAAACUUCGCAAUCGUCUCUGACGAGAAUCUUCAAAUCAAUGCACAUUUCAUCGGUACAAGACCCGCUGGUAGAACCAGAGACUUCACAUGGGUUCAAGCCUUCUCAGUCAUGUUCGAUAGUCACAAUCUUGUAAUCGCGGCCAAGAAGGUUUCCUUUUGGGACGAUUCUGUAGACUCUCUCGUUGUGAGAUGGAACGGAGAAGAAGUUGAAGUCCCGACAGGAGGUGAAGCAGAGUGGAGAAUCAAUCUUGAAGAAAGGGAAGUUGUUGUUGAGAGAACAGACGAGAGGAAUAACGUGAGAGUCACGGUAUCUGGGAUUGUUCAGAUGGAUGUUCAAGUUAGACCAAUUGGGAAAGAAGAAGAUAGAGUUCAUAAGUAUCAGUUGCCUGAAGAUGAUGUUUUUGCUCAUCUAGAGACUCAGUUUAAGUUCUUUAACUUGAGUGAUCUCGUCGAGGGCGUUUUGGGGAAAACAUAUCGGCCUGGGUACGUUAGUCCGGUUAAGGUCGGAGUUCCCAUGCCGAUGAUGGGUGGAGAAGACAAGUAUCAGACUUCUUCUCUGUUCUCACCUCUUUUUUUCGCCCACUCGCGUUUCUUAUACGCAAGAAACAUGUAA
Messenger RNA from Eutrema salsugineum, 996 nucleotides. RefSeq lists its product as uncharacterized. The record is from RefSeq and is a predicted model, not a curated record. Bases 1 to 996 code for a protein of 331 amino acids. The transcript is spliced from 3 exons. NCBI's taxonomy places the organism in Eukaryota, Viridiplantae, Streptophyta, Magnoliopsida, Brassicales, Brassicaceae.